GCAUUUCCGGUAGCGGCGGCGGGAAAUCGGCUGUGGGAGAGAGGCUAGGCCUCUGAGGAGGCGAAUCCGGCGGGUAUCAGAGCCAUCAGAACCGCCACCAUGACGGUGGGCAAGAGCAGCAAGAUGCUGCAGCAUAUUGAUUACAGGAUGAGGUGCAUCCUGCAGGACGGCCGGAUCUUCAUUGGCACCUUCAAGGCUUUUGACAAGCACAUGAAUUUGAUCCUCUGUGACUGUGAUGAGUUCAGAAAGAUCAAGCCAAAGAACUCCAAACAAGCAGAAAGGGAAGAGAAGCGAGUCCUCGGUCUGGUGCUGCUGCGAGGGGAGAAUCUGGUCUCAAUGACAGUAGAGGGACCUCCUCCCAAAGAUACUGGUAUUGCUCGAGUUCCACUUGCUGGAGCUGCCGGGGGCCCAGGGAUCGGCAGGGCUGCUGGCAGAGGAAUCCCAGCUGGGGUUCCCAUGCCCCAGGCUCCUGCAGGACUUGCUGGGCCAGUCCGUGGGGUUGGCGGGCCAUCCCAACAGGUGAUGACCCCACAAGGAAGAGGUACUGUUGCAGCCGCUGCAGCUGCUGCCACAGCCAGUAUUGCCGGGGCUCCAACCCAGUACCCACCUGGCCGUGGGGGUCCUCCCCCACCUAUGGGCCGAGGAGCACCCCCUCCAGGCAUGAUGGGCCCACCUCCUGGUAUGAGACCUCCUAUGGGUCCCCCAAUGGGGAUCCCCCCUGGAAGAGGGACUCCAAUGGGCAUGCCCCCUCCGGGAAUGCGGCCUCCUCCCCCUGGGAUGCGAGGCCUUCUUUGACCCUUGGCCACAGAGUAUGGAAGUAGCUCCGCAGAGGCGUGGGCUCGAUUCCUCAGGGCCACGUUACCACAGACCUGUUUGUUUCUUAUGCUGUUGUUCGUGGAGUCUCAUGGGAUUGUCUGGUUUCCCUUACAGGGCCCCCUCCCCCGGGAAUGCGCCCACCAAGGCCCUAGACUCAUCUUGGCCCUCCUCAGCUCCCUGCCUGUUUCCCGUAAGGCUGUACAUAGUCCUUUUAUCUCCUUGUGGCCUAUGAAACUGGUUUAUAAUAAACUCUUAAGAGAACAUUA
Messenger RNA from Homo sapiens (human), 1082 nucleotides. RefSeq names its product small nuclear ribonucleoprotein polypeptides B and B1 (gene SNRPB). NCBI's taxonomy places the organism in Eukaryota, Metazoa, Chordata, Mammalia, Primates, Hominidae. The coding region runs from base 100 to 795 and encodes 231 amino acids. The transcript has 7 exons. Gene Ontology annotation, cellular component: spliceosomal complex; cytoplasm; cytosol. Gene Ontology annotation, biological process: RNA splicing. The record is from RefSeq and is marked reviewed. Gene Ontology annotation, molecular function: U2 snRNP binding; histone pre-mRNA DCP binding; RNA binding.